CCUCCACUUCCGGCGAGCCGCCGGGGCGCCGCCAUCAUGGCCGCUGAGGAGAAGGACCCGCUGGGCUACUUCGCCGCCUACGGGAGCGAGAGCGGCGGCAGCGGCAGCGGCAGCAGCGACGACGACGACGACGACGACGGCGGCGGCGUCUCGGACGAGGAGGAGGAGGAGGACGACGGGGAGGAGGAGGAGGAGGAGGAGGAGGAGAAGGGCCGGGGCCGCCUGCCCGGCCCCGACGAGCUGUUCCGCAGCGUGUCCCGCCCCGCCUUCCUCUGCAGCCCCGCCGGCGGCCACAUCGACUGGGAGCGGAGGGUCCUCGGGCCGCCCCCGGAGCCCCCUAAGGAAUUCAAGCCCUGGAGGACAAACGCAGUUCCACCUCCCGAAACGUACAGCUUGAAAGAAAAGAAGCCCCCGCCCCCUCCGGAGCUGGAUAUGGCUAUCAAGUGGUCAAAUAUGUAUGAGGACAAUGGUGAUGACGCCCCACGGAAUGCCAAUAAAGUGCAUUUUCUACCUCAAGAGGAAGAGCUUUUGGAGUCAGAUGAUGAAAAGGACGAGCCAACAUCUAAAAAAUGCAAAAUAGAGACAGGAACACAGGCAAAGAAGAGGAAGUAAAAGCCACCGUGAAGUCAUAGAAGCUAAAGAGUGUUAAAGCUUCCUUCCGGAAUGUGAAUAAUAACGUGCCAUCAUUGAAAUGUGUGCCUGUUAGCAGUAUUGUUGGCCGUAUUUUAUUUUCAUAAAAUACCUUCCCUUUGGAGAGCAUUCAGGUUAACUGGUCUAUACCACUAUAUUCCCCUGAAGAGUUCUUUUUUGUAUUUAAAAAUGAUAACUUUUCAAGAUAUUGUGAUUUUUUUUUUCUUUUGUGCUUGUAAAAAUUGCAGGAGCAUUUAGUGAUCUACCUUGUGAGCCCUCACAAAUUCCUUAAUCCCUGUUCUAGGAAGCUUUUCUAAAGAAGUAUAUUUUAAAAUAAAUUGUAGAAGGUAGAAGGCCUGUGUUGUAAACAGUUAUGGUGCUUUUAAAUUGUAAUCAAUGUAAAUAAACCUUGGAAAGUAUUUGGACUCAUUCACUGCAACGAUUGUAUCGUGUGCAGUGAAAUUCCUAUGCUUAAAUGUGUAAGAUUUCUGGAAGGUAAGGAAUGAGUUGAGUUACGUCUAACUUAAUUUUCAGUAAUAUUUAUGACUAGACUUCAGAUUAUGUAUCUAUAGCAACGUAUACUAAAAUGAAAUGUUUUCUGCCUUGGAUAGUGAAUAAAAACAGUAUUCCUUGAAAA
Ornithorhynchus anatinus (platypus) is the source of this 1267-nucleotide messenger RNA. RefSeq names its product chromosome 4 C1orf52 homolog (gene C4H1orf52). NCBI's taxonomy places the organism in Eukaryota, Metazoa, Chordata, Mammalia, Monotremata, Ornithorhynchidae. The transcript is spliced from 3 exons. The coding region runs from base 37 to 612 and encodes 191 amino acids. The record is from RefSeq and is a predicted model, not a curated record.